Chaetomium globosum CBS 148.51 is the source of this 399-nucleotide messenger RNA. RefSeq lists its product as uncharacterized. The transcript has 2 exons. The record is from RefSeq and is a predicted model, not a curated record. Bases 1 to 399 code for a protein of 132 amino acids. Lineage: Eukaryota; Fungi; Ascomycota; Sordariomycetes; Sordariales; Chaetomiaceae.
AUGAAGUCCAUCUUUUCCAUUCUGGUCCUUGGCCUCAGUGCCUCCGGCGUUCUCGCCGCCAACUUUGCCGGAUCUUGCGAGACCAAUUCGAUCAAGGUUAGCGGUAGGACGUUGACGGCGAACUGCAGGAACAUCUUUGGGCAAUACAAGUGCUCCAAGCUCGAUCUGAACCGGUGCCUCAAGAACAGCUACGGCACUCUGCAGGCCGAUCCAGCUGGAAAUGGUGCCCAUCUGGGAGACCAGUGCAUCCAGUGCACCAAUGGCAAGCCUGACAACGGCCUGAUCGUCGACGCCGGCCCGUCGCUGAUGUAUUGCAAGUGCAAUCCUGGCACCGGCGCUGCCCAGGCCAAUUGGCCCACUGCCAUUUUCGACCUCAGUCUGUGCCCCCUGAAUCCUUAG